Lolium perenne is the source of this 855-nucleotide messenger RNA. RefSeq lists its product as uncharacterized. NCBI's taxonomy places the organism in Eukaryota, Viridiplantae, Streptophyta, Magnoliopsida, Poales, Poaceae. Gene Ontology annotation, molecular function: DNA helicase activity. The record is from RefSeq and is a predicted model, not a curated record. Gene Ontology annotation, biological process: DNA repair; telomere maintenance.
AUGGCUUCGCUCAUUUUAUGGGACGAGGCAACCAUGACAAAACGGCAGGCAAUUGAGGCAUUAGACAGAAGCAUGCGAGACAUCAUGGAAUGCCCAUACCGGCCUUUUGGGGGCAAGACUAUCGUGUUCGGUGGGGACUUCAGGCAGGUGCUUCCGGUAGUGAGGAAAGGAUCACGAGGUCAGAUAAUAGACGCAAGUCUGCGGAGCUCGAAACACUGGAAGGGCAUGCGCCAGCUAAGGCUCGUCAAGAACAUGAGGGCGCAAAACGAUCGAUGGUUCGCGGAUUACCUCCUGAGGGUAGGUAACGGCACCGAGGAAACUGACGAGGACGGAAACAUCCAGCUUCCCGAAGAUAUAUGUGUGUCAUCUACAGGCAAUGACACGGCUGAUAUAAAGAAGCCGAUCGACCACGUGUUUCCUGCCCUAGACCACAACAUGGAAAAUCCGGAUUACAUGACUUCUCGAGCGAUCCUCUCCACAAGGAACAACAGCGUCGACGGAAUAAACAUGCACAUGAUUGAGCGUUUUCAGGGCGAGGAGACGAUCUACUAUAGCUUCGAUAGCGCGGAGAACGAUCCACACGGCUACCAUCCUCAAGAGUUCCUGAAUGACCUAACUCCUAAUGGGCUUCCCCCGCACGCGCUUAAACUGAAGAUAAAUUGCCCAGUUAUAUUGUUGAGGAAUAUCGACCCAGCUAACGGGCUAUGUAAUGGCACGAGGCUUGUGGUCCGUGGGUUCCAGAGUAACGCCAUUGCCGCAGAGAUUGUCGUGGGACAGCACGCAGGGGAGAGGGUGUUUCUUCCUCGGAUACCUCUAUGCCCAUCCGACGAUGACAUGUUCCCGUUUAGAUUCUAG